UUCGUCGGUUUUGUUUUGGAUGUUCACACAAGUUCCUUAAUCUUCUCAAAAACCUCCCCACAUUCAGCUAACUACAUAUAGUACAGAUCGCAUCGGGGAGGCCUCUCAUAGCCAAAGCAUGUAAGUUGAUUAUUAUCUCUCUCGUUUUCAUUAGAUCUCUUGCUUUGGCGCGUCUGUAUAUUCACACACAAGUAUGGAUGAGGAUCACGAUGAUCACCUUCAACCCAUAUUUCCUCACAAAACCAACUAUGACUUCAACAGCAAGAUCCUGCUCACCGCCAUCGUGUGUUUGUCCGUCGUCCUCGUAAUAGUCAUCCUCCUUCACUUGUAUGCGAGAUACGUUCUUCGCAACCGUGCCCGGCGUGCUGCCGCCAUGCAUGUUCUGGCCCUCAGGGUCGCCCAUGUGCAGUCCGGUGGCGAGCCACCCAAGACUGGCCUAGAGCCGACAGUCAUUUCCUCGCUGCCCUUCUUUAUAUUCAAGCGAAGCGACCGCCACGACGAUGCCUCAGUCGAGUGCACGGUUUGUUUGAGCAUGUUGGAGGAUGGAGAGACGGCGAGGGAGUUACCCAAUUGCAAGCACAUUUUCCAUGUGGAGUGCAUUGAUAAGUGGCUGAGCUCGCAGUCCACAUGCCCCGUUUGCCGCACCGAGGCCAAGCCCUGGAUGAAGGCCGAGCACCGCGAGCCUCCUGCUGGGACAGCUGCAGCAACGGUUCCAUCGCUCGAGAGCGUACCCUCUAUUUUUCCAGGCAUGCCGGAUGCUGUCCAUGGGGCGAACAAAGACAGCAGUUCGUCAAGCGUGCGAUUUAGUUCUUUCAGAAGGAUGCUUAGUAGGGAUAGAUUGUCACCGAGAGCUCAAUCUCGUGGUCAAGAAGAUGAUGACAUAGAAGAUUUAGAGAGACAAUGAUGCAACAGCUAUAGGUAAUUACAGGAUUUUUUGCCAGAAUUUUUCAUUCUUGUUAAUUACUUUUGAAUGUUACCAAAUAUUCUACCUUUAGGAGAGAGUCGCUGUUGAAUUGCUUGAACAUUUUCCCGAAUGAUGACUCAUGUGGGGAAAAUUAAUUAGUCAAAGAAAUGAGCUGGUUUAAAGUUUUCAUA
Messenger RNA from Eucalyptus grandis, 1095 nucleotides. RefSeq names its product RING-H2 finger protein ATL40-like. The record is from RefSeq and is a predicted model, not a curated record. The transcript has a single exon. Lineage: Eukaryota; Viridiplantae; Streptophyta; Magnoliopsida; Myrtales; Myrtaceae. Bases 194 to 904 code for a protein of 236 amino acids.